Molecule: messenger RNA, 1735 nt
Organism: Capsella rubella
Lineage: Eukaryota; Viridiplantae; Streptophyta; Magnoliopsida; Brassicales; Brassicaceae
Product: cytochrome P450 734A1
Exons: 4
Coding region: 1-1602 (533 amino acids)
Biological process (GO): brassinosteroid metabolic process; brassinosteroid homeostasis
Molecular function (GO): heme binding; iron ion binding; oxidoreductase activity, acting on paired donors, with incorporation or reduction of molecular oxygen
Source: RefSeq, a predicted model, not a curated record
AUGGAGGAAGAAAGUAACAACAACAACAACAACAACAGCAGUAGCAGCUGGUUAAUUCUUGUUCUGUCUGUAAUGUUGUUUAGUCUUGUAAUAGUUAAAGUUAUGUCUUUGUUAUGGUGGAGACCAAGAAAAAUCGAAGAACAUUUCUCUAAACAAGGGAUUCGUGGUCCUCCUUAUCAUUUCUUCAUUGGAAAUGUUAAAGAACUUGUUGGUAUGAUGCUUAAAGCUUCUUCUCAUCCUAUGCCUUUCUCUCACAAUAUCCUUCCUCGUGUUCUCUCUUUUUACCAUCACUGGCGAAAAAUCUAUGGUGCUACAUUUCUGGUUUGGUUCGGUCCAACUUUUCGGUUAACAGUAGCUGAUCCAAAUCUAAUCAGAGAGAUCUUCUCCAAGUCUGAGUUUUAUGAGAAGAACGAAGCUCACCCUUUGGUUAAACAGCUUGAAGGUGAUGGACUACUUAGUCUAAAAGGCGAGAAAUGGGCUCAUCAUCGUAGAAUCAUUAGUCCUACAUUUCAUAUGGAGAAUCUUAAGUUGCUUGUGCCAGUGGUGUUACAGAGUGUGACUGAUUUGCUUGAUAAAUGGUCGGAGAAGUUAUCUGAAGACGGUGAAAUUGAAGUUGAUGUCUAUGAAUGGUUUCAGAUUUUGACUGAAGAUGUUAUUAGUAGAACAGCUUUUGGUAGUAGCUAUGAAGAUGGUAGAGCAAUUUUUAGACUUCAAGCUCAACAAAUGCUUCUUUGUGCUGAAGCUUUUCAAAAAGUCUUCAUUCCUGGCUAUAGAUUUUUUCCGACAAGAGGGAAUCUUAAGUCUUGGAAGUUAGACAAAGAGAUAAGGAAGUCGUUGUUGAAGCUGAUAGAGCGGCGGAGAGAGAACGUUGUUGUUGUCGCUGAUGGAGACGGCGAAGAAUGUAAAGAGUCGCCGACGACGGGUAAGGAUUUGUUGGGAUUAAUGAUUCAAGCAAAGAAUGUGACGGUUCAAGACAUUGUGGAGGAGUGUAAAAGCUUCUUCUUUGCCGGGAAACAGACAACUUCUAAUCUGCUGACGUGGACGACCAUCUUGCUAUCCAUGCACCCAGAGUGGCAGGCCAAAGCACGUGAUGAGGUCCUCAGGGUAUGCGGCUCACGUGAUGUCCCUACUAAAGACCAUGUCGUUAAGCUCAAAACGUUGAGUAUGAUCUUGAACGAGUCUCUAAGGUUGUAUCCACCUAUUGUUGCUACGAUUCGACGCGCUAAAUCGGAUGUGAAGCUAGGAGGGUACAAAAUCCCUUGUGGUACGGAGCUUUUAAUCCCAAUUAUAGCGGUCCAUCAUGACCAAGCUAUAUGGGGAAACGAUGUAAACGAAUUCAAUCCAGCUCGGUUUGCGGAUGGAGUGCCGCGGGCUGCCAAACACCCCGUUGGCUUUAUACCAUUCGGCCUCGGAGCCCGGACGUGUAUUGGUCAGAAUCUUGCUAUACUUGAAGCUAAAUUAACACUCGCUGUAAUGUUGCAACGCUUCACCUUUCACUUGGCUCCUACUUACCAGCAUGCACCUACCGUUCUCAUGUUGCUUUAUCCUCAGCAUGGUGCACCAAUCACCUUCAGGAGAUUGACCAAUCAUGAGGAUCGCUAAGAGAUAAUAAAAUUUGUUCCAGACUUGGAAGAAAAAUGUCUCGAGCUUUUCAUAACUGACAUGCUCUUUUUGUUGUCAUUUUUUAACCUUCAUAAAUAUAUAGUUUUUAACUUUUAAACAAUUUUUUUCCUUA